Molecule: messenger RNA, 951 nt
Organism: Pelecanus crispus (Dalmatian pelican)
Lineage: Eukaryota; Metazoa; Chordata; Aves; Pelecaniformes; Pelecanidae
Source: RefSeq, a predicted model, not a curated record
AUGGCUUCUUACUAUGGCAUGUCACGCGUCGUGGGAGGCACAGGUGCCUGGCCAGGGGCCUGGCCCUGGAUCGUCAGCAUCCAGGAUCCCUGGGAAACAGGCACGGGGCAUAUAUGCGGAGGGUCCCUCAUCAGCCCACAGUGGGUCCUCACAGCAGCCCACUGUUUCAUUGAGGCCAGGCACAUCACCAUGUGGCGCGUGGUGAUCGGGGCCACCCAGUUGACUCAGCUGGGUCCUGAGGCCCAAGUGCGCCAUAUUAAGCAGCUACUGGUUCACGAACACUAUAGUAAUAUCUCGGAGAGGAACGACAUUGCCUUGCUGGAAUUGGACCAGCCUGUCCAGUGCGGCUACUACGUACAGCUGGCCUGUGUGCCUGACACCUCACUGAGAGUUUCAGAUCUGACAACCUGCUACAUCAGCGGCUGGGGUUCCACAACUGCAAGAUCUGGAGGAUCAACUGAUGUCCUGCAGGAGGCCAAGGUCCGCCUCAUUGAUGUCAACCUCUGCAACAGCAGCCAGUGGUAUAGAGGGGCCAUCCACGCCCACAACCUGUGUGCCGGCUAUCCGCAGGGUGGCAUUGACACCUGCCAGGGUGACAGCGGUGGUCCUCUCGUGUGCAAAGCUAACAAUGCUGACUACUUCUGGCUCGUUGGAGUGACCAGCUGGGGGAAAGGCUGUGCAAGAGCAAAGCAGCCUGGAGUCUACACCUCCACUCAGCACUUUUAUGACUGGAUCCUGGUCCAGAUGGGACUGCGCCCAGCAGUGAGGGCUACUCCAACAGCACGGGCAUGGAGUCAUUUUCUCACCACCUCAACUCCCUUUCAGAGGCCAGAGCCAAUACCAACACAAUCAAGUAGCUUUAGCUCCUGCCCAUUUCCCCUCCAGAAGCUGCUGGAAUUCUUUACUCGGGUGCAGGAGCUCCUGCAGGUCCUCAGGGGAAAAAAGGCUUGA